Molecule: messenger RNA, 1223 nt
Organism: Hyla sarda
Lineage: Eukaryota; Metazoa; Chordata; Amphibia; Anura; Hylidae
Product: tetraspanin-11-like
Exons: 8
Coding region: 213-998 (261 amino acids)
Cellular component (GO): membrane
Source: RefSeq, a predicted model, not a curated record
CUCAUAACACAGGAUCUGCCUCAGUCAGCCUAAUGAUGAGACAUGCUGGUUAAAAGCCGCUGUUUCAUGCUCCAUAAAAGACAUCGGCUCUCAGAAGAAAAAAAUAAAUAAAUAAAUAUAUAAAUAUAUAUCCCACAACAACUGAUUACAUUACAGAGGACACAUAAAAGUCUCCAGUGCACCAGUAAACACAACAAGACGACUCUGCCGAGAUGGGGCAUGCUCUGGAUGAGGAGAAGGAUGACAGGGGCACCGUCUGUGUCAAGUAUCUGCUUUUUCUCUUCAAUUUCUUCUUCUGGGUCGGUGGGGCUGCAGUUAUUGCGAUGGGCGUAUGGACCCUAAUGGAGAAAAGCAGUUACAUUACUUUCCUAGCAAACAGUACCUUAUCGGUGUCGGCAUACAUUCUGCUUUUCGCUGGAGGAGUGGUCAUGAUCACUGGCUUCCUCGGCUGCUGUUCUUUGAUUCGUGAACACAAAACCUGCCUUUUAAUUUAUUUGGCCAUUCUAAUUUCAGUUUACGCAGCAGAGCUUGCGGCCGGCGUGCUCUCCUAUAUGUACUAUGAGACGAUAAGUGAAGAACUUAAAGAAAGCCUCAACGAAACCAUCGUCCACACCUAUGGACAACCUGGGAUGAAGGACAUCACUUACGCCGUUGAUAACCUACAGCAGGAUUUCAGAUGUUGCGGCAGCACAAGUUAUGAAGACUGGAGCUACAGUCUAUACAUCAAUACAGCGCUGUCCGGCGGGUAUAGGAAGGUGCCUGACAGCUGCUGCAAAACCAUGAUCCCAACCUGCGGGGAACGAGACCACCCCUCCAAUAUCUACAAGGUAGAGGGAGGAUGUAUCACUAAACUGGAGGAAUUCAUACAAGAGCAUCUUCUACUCAUUGGAGCUGUUUCUAUAGGCAUCGCCUGCUUUCAGCUGGCCGGAGUGAUGCUGAGCGCCUGCUUCCUGUAUAUCCUCUAUAAGGAAGAAAAGGAGGCCUACAACGCCAUAUAAGCAACCAAAGAACCGCUGCACAUAUCAGUUUUGGGACUCACAGUGACCUAUAAGCACAGUACAAGUAUAAAAAAAAAAAAUACUAAAAAUUGCUUCUCACAGCUGAGUGUUUGUUACAAUGGCAUCAGGCAAUUCUUGUUCAGAGAAACUCAUCAGCCUUACAAAUCUUUCUGGUAGCUUGUUACAGUGUGCCAGUAAGGGAUAACGCAGCCUCUUAAAGGGGUU